Molecule: messenger RNA, 1462 nt
Organism: Topomyia yanbarensis
Lineage: Eukaryota; Metazoa; Arthropoda; Insecta; Diptera; Culicidae
Exons: 4
Coding region: 80-1045 (321 amino acids)
Source: RefSeq, a predicted model, not a curated record
UGCAAAUGUGUGCGUUGUGAGCUCACUGGUUGACGGCUACUAUCAGCUGCAGUGGUGCAGUGUAUCAAGUGAUCUUCGGAUGAGGAAAAGUCUUUCAGUACCAGUUCGGUGGUUGAGUGGGUUGGAGUUUUCGCUUUGCGAAGAGCAACUGGAACUAACAAUCGAACCAAUAUCGAACGCAAACAAACAACCGCGAUCGUUACGACAUAUUCGCGAAUGGUGCGGUAUUGAGCAAUGGAACGGAAGUGAUCGUUCGAUGAUAUCUGACCAACUGAAAAGGAACAUAAGUGAUCGCCAAGGACGGUGCAGUUUUGGUUACCGUGCCAUUGCAAACAGCUCCAAAUCCGUUUCACCUACAAUUGCAUCCGCCAGUCAUCGCGAAACCAUCACCAGAAGCAGCUGGCAUCCCUCGAACUCUUUCUACACCAUUUCACUAAAAACCGCUAUAAUGACGGCAAUAAGUUCUUCAUCACUCCUCGCGGUGACAAUAACAUUAAUCGUACUGACAAUUUGCGGUGAAAUGCAAACGGCUACAGGAGCAACCGUGCAGCAAUAUGAAGAACCAACUUCUAACGAACUGGCGGCUCCUAGAACUUUCGGUCGAAUACGAAUGAUGAAAAACUUUUUGAUACCAUUAAUGUUUGUAAUGGGAGCCAUUAAGAUGCUACUACUGUUUUUGACUGCAAUUAGCGUGAAAACCUUCUUCGUUGCUGUGGUCAUCCUGGUGAUUAACAUUAGUGUGGGCCUCGCUACGGUGAUCAACUUCUUCAAAAACAGCAAACACGGACACCACCAUGAAACCUGGAGUGGUCCGGAGAAAAAUGUUAAUAUUCACAUUCACAGUGACCCGACGCAUCAACUUUCUCUGGAUGGACCUCACAGCAGUAUUUCGCCAUCCUCUUUUCCUUAUGCCAGGAAUGAUGCGGGCGAUUCGAUCUACAGUGUUUCCUCCCAUAGUCUAUAUCCAAAGACGUACACCCAAGGAACAGCCAAAACUCUAAUCCAUCCGUAUUCCAACUGGCAGCAUUAUGCUCGAACCCGAUAAAACAUGUGUUCGGCAAGCGACAUAAUCUCUAAGAAAUGCCAAAAAAAAUUCACCAACAUAUUAAAGGCCACCAACAGUGAAUGAUCGUGAUGGAUGCCUGCUAAGUGAUGCUAAAGAUUCAUCGAAUGUUAUUUAAAAUGUUUGUUUGCCUCUUAUAAGUAGGAGAGCCUCUCUAAUGUAAAUGGUCUAAGAUAUAAUAUAGUGCCUAAGUGUUACUCUAUGUUUCUGUCUACAAAAUUGAUCUAAUUAACCACUGUUAAUCAGUCAGUAGGUUUCAGAAAAGUAAUGUAUGCUAAAAGAAAUGCGUUAUAAGCAUUAAAAUUCAACACGAUGAAAGUAAAAGUGAACACUAUUUAAUUUCACCAGUAAUUGCGGGGAUACACCUUCCGUCGCGGCGCGUCGAAUAGGGUUUUAAGA